AUGUCCUCCCCAAACAACCCAAACGAAACAACCUACAUCUCCAUGUCCCCCGCCGCCCUCGCAGCCCGCGGCACCGACGCCUCCCUCGUCGGCGCCCACUGCCAAUACCCCCCCUGCAACCAACUCGACUUCCUCCCCUUCAAAUGCCAAUCCUGCUCCCAAACCUACUGCUCCGACCACCGCACUGAAGACGGCCACGACUGCUCCCAAAAAGGCGCCUGGGCCACCAGGCGACGCCUAGCCGAACAAUCCAAAGCCUCCCUCGGCGGCCACAAACCCGUUCGCGACCGCGAUGUCCUAUACGCGAAACCCUGCGCAGAAGGGACAUGCAAAACAACAAUCGGGACAAGUCUCGUUCCCGGUGUUCACUGCAACGCCUGCCGAAGGGACUACUGCCUUAAACACCGCCUAGAAGAAGACCACGACUGCAAGUCCAAACCCCCCGUCGGUGCGAGAGCGAGUGCCCUAGCAGCUCAACAAGCGGCGAUAACAACCAAGGCGACGUCUGCGUUGGAACGAUUAAAGUUGUGGGGCGCUUCCAAAAAAGAACAAUACAAAGACUCCCGCGCCGCAAAGGCGGCCGGACCAUCUGGGCUCAACGCAAAGGGACAGACGAAACUCGUGGCGGUAAACACCCUCAAGAAGACCGCAAAGGGGGACGCAAAGAUCCCGCCAGAGAAGAGGGUCUAUCUCUAUGUCGAGGCGGAGAAUGAGACUGCCAAAGCCAAGAUUCCAAAGGGGGAGUUCUUCUUCAGUCAGGACUGGGUCGUGGGGCGGAUGCUCGACUCGGCGGCGGCGAGUCUGCAGGUGCAGAAUAUUAAUAACAGGUCGGAUAAGGAGGAGGAUAAGCUGAGGGUGUUCCAUGUGGAAGGGGGGAGGAUACUGGAUUUUGGGGAGAAGUUGGGGGCCGCGUUGGUCAGUGGGAAUACGGUUGUUUUGUUGAGAGGGGUGGGGGCGCCCGAGGAUUUGAUAAAGGUCUGA
Molecule: messenger RNA, 981 nt
Organism: Podospora pseudocomata
Lineage: Eukaryota; Fungi; Ascomycota; Sordariomycetes; Sordariales; Podosporaceae
Exons: 1
Coding region: 1-981 (326 amino acids)
Cellular component (GO): cytoplasm
Molecular function (GO): zinc ion binding
Source: RefSeq, a predicted model, not a curated record